This is a messenger RNA of Yarrowia lipolytica CLIB122, 1401 nucleotides long. RefSeq lists its product as uncharacterized. The record is from RefSeq and is a predicted model, not a curated record. Lineage: Eukaryota; Fungi; Ascomycota; Dipodascomycetes; Dipodascales.
AUGCUGUCUCUUAUUCCCCUCACUCUCGUCUCAGCUGUCUUGGCUCAGAACACAACUGACAUCAUCUCCGACCCUCCUGGUGCCUCUACUACCAUCGAUAGCUCCACUGAGUCUCCUGGUGCCUCUACUCCUGUCGAACUCCUCGAGAGCUCCACCCUGCCUACCAGUUCCACCGUUGACUCCACCCCCGUUGCCUCUGUCGUGAGCUCCACCCAGUCUCCUAGUGCCACUGUCGACUCCACCCCCGUCGACGCUAGCACCCCUGCUCCUACUCCUACUUCUACCACCACUCCCUCUCCUCCUACAGCCGAGGAGCUCUCGCAGCUCGAUGCCACCAUUGCUGGUCUCCAGGACACUCUGGAUACACUCCUUGCCGAAGUUUCCGACUCCCCUGAGCUUCAGCAGCUUGUGGCUGACGUCUCCGCUUCUCUUGACAGUGUCAUGAGCCGUCUAGCUGAGCUGCAGGCCACAACUGCUGCCAAGAGACACAUUAUGAUGUGGAUUGCCAAGAGAGAUACCGCCUCUGACCUCAUCGACGAUGUCGUGACUCUUCUGGACCAGCUGCGAGCUGUUGUUGCCAUUAUUGAGCCCAUCGAGAACAAGUCUGAUGCUCUUCAGGCCAACCUCGACAGUGUUUUGAACACCAUUGCCGAGCUUGAGGCUUGGUUGGAAGCUGUGAACGCAGAGGAUGAAGUUGCUUCCAGCUCUUCUGCUGGUGAUAUCCCUGCUACCUCUGGUAAUGUCCCUGCUACCUCUGGUGAUGCCUCUGCUUCUGCUACUGCCUCUGGCGACGCCCCUGCCUCCUCUGGUGCCGCUGUCUCCGGUGAUGCUUCUGCUUCUGUCUCCCCCAUCGCUGCAAACACUACUGCUGAGUCCACUACCCUCACCACCACCCAGACCGUCACCCACUGCGAGAACAGCGCUUGCAGCAACACUGUCGUCACUCUGACCACCUGUGUCCCCGUCAUCCACACCGUCACCACCUGUCCCACUGUCAUUGAGGGUAAGACCCUCACAGUUGUCGUUCCCUGCGAGAUUGAGACCGAGUACGUUCAUGCUGAUCCCACUGUCGCUGGUGAGCCCAAGAUCAAGACCAAGACCAUCUCUGGCUACAAGGUUGUUGAGACCAUCAAACCUAUCAAGUCCGAUUCCCCUGACAUCCUGCCCAUUCCCGUCGAAACCGUGGAGACUCAUCUAACCACCAAGACUCUCGUGUCUAGCGGCCUCACCACCACCAUCACUGGAACUAUUCUUGUCACCAGAGUCCUCGAAACCCCGUUGGCUCCUACUCAAGCCAACUUCACUUCUGUGGUCGCGGUUCCUUCCACUGUUGCCCAGGCCAACUCUGGAGACAAGCUGACAAUUGGAGCUCUUGCCCUUCUGCCUCUGCUGCUGAUGUAG